CUCAUGUAGUAUUACGCACGCUUGCAGAAUUAGAUGGUCGACGAUUUCGCGCUCACGUACAUGUUAUCAAUCCGCCAAUGAGCCGGCAAAAAUAACUUAGAACCAAACCACACUGAACGUUUGGCCGGAGUUCAAUGUUAUCGCGAUUACUCGCUCGCUGACUGGCGCAAACGUUUGGAAUAAACGUUUCUAAUCGUAGUGCCUCAUUCUUCAACGCAAAGAGUUUCAGUUAAAAGCACUAGACGAAGUAAAUUCCCAUGACUAGUGCGAAUUUGACAACGGUUGAGGGAAGUACAUAAAGUAAAACGCACAAUCGGGCAUAGUUUCUGUCACAAUUACACAUAAAAGCAAUUAAUUCAAUUGAGAAAUCAAACAUCAUAAAUGCGAAUCUUAUCGCGCUCUCCGAUAGCCAGCAGCAUAUAGCCAACCAUCCAUUCAACCAAGUCUAGUUCGUUUCCGAGUGCCAUAAUUUUUGUUUAGUAUUGUUUGCAAUUGCCAUGUCGCAGAUCUAUCAGCUUUCUGAGGUUGCCGAAAAUAAUGGCAAAGGCGGCAAACCCGUGUGGAUCAUCUACAAGGGCAACGUCUACGAUGUGACAAGCUUUCUCAAGGAUCAUCCUGGAGGUGCUGAACUCAUACUCGAAGUGGCUGGCAAGGAUGCCACCAAAGCGUUCAAUGGAGCCGGACACUCUUCGGAUGCGGUUAACGAUUUGAAAAAGUACAAAAUCGGCGAAGUGGCCAUCAAUUCACAGCCAACAGCAAAGUCAGCGCCACCAGCAGCAGCUAAAUCGCCAGAAAAUGAAAAACUACCGCCAAAGGAGCCAAUGAAGGAGUCAUCCUCAUCCGGUUUUCUGUGCUGUUGUUGAGAGAACAAACAU
Molecule: messenger RNA, 875 nt
Organism: Drosophila nasuta
Lineage: Eukaryota; Metazoa; Arthropoda; Insecta; Diptera; Drosophilidae
Product: cytochrome b5
Exons: 1
Coding region: 498-863 (121 amino acids)
Cellular component (GO): membrane; intracellular membrane-bounded organelle
Molecular function (GO): heme binding
Source: RefSeq, a predicted model, not a curated record